Messenger RNA from Penicillium verhagenii, 1128 nucleotides. Its product is annotated as 5'-methylthioadenosine/S-adenosylhomocysteine nucleosidase family protein. Gene Ontology annotation, biological process: nucleoside metabolic process. Gene Ontology annotation, molecular function: catalytic activity. NCBI's taxonomy places the organism in Eukaryota, Fungi, Ascomycota, Eurotiomycetes, Eurotiales, Aspergillaceae. The transcript has a single exon. The record is from RefSeq and is a predicted model, not a curated record. Bases 1 to 1128 code for a protein of 375 amino acids.
AUGUCCAAGCCAGAAGACUAUACCGUGGGCUGGAUCUGCGCCAUAAGCACCGAGUAUACGGCUGCCACCGCAUCUCUGGACGAAGAACAUGAACCGCCGACUCACCUCCCCCCUAAUCACAAAAAUGACUACACCCUCGGCAAGAUGGGACAGCACAACGUCGUGAUCUCCGUCCUGCCAAUGGGCGAGUACGGCACCUCCUCAGCCGCACAGGUAGCCGAAGGCAUGGUCCACGCCUUCCCCAACAUCCGCCUCGCGUUCAUGGUCGGCAUCGGCGGCGGCGCCCCAAGCGCAAAGCACGACAUCCGCCUCGGCGACAUCGUCGUCGGCAUCCCACACAACGGCCGAGGCGGCAUCCUCCAAUACGACUUCGGUAAAACAAUCCAAGACCAGUCCUUCCAGCAAACAGGCUUCACCAACCAGGCGCCGACGUUCCUGCGCACGCCCGUCAGCGGCCUAGCAUCGCAGUACGAGCGCAAAGGCAACCCCAUCGACAGACUGGUCACCGAGCUGCUCGUCAGGUACCCGCGGCUUCGGAAGAAGUACUCGCGGCCCGACCCGGCGACGGACCGGCUCUACAAGAGCGAUGUCGUGCAUCCGGGCGAAAGCGACGGCGUCGCUGAAUCGUCGUGUGCGGUUGCGUGCGGCGAGCGGGCUGAGGCCCUGGUUUUGCGCGCACCGCGCACGGACGAGGAGGAUGAUCCGGCUAUUCAUUAUGGGCUGAUUGCGUCCGCGAAUCAGCUUAUGAAGGAUGCGCGGGUUCGGGAUGAGUUCGCGAGGAAGCAUGGUGUUUUGUGUUUUGAGAUGGAGGCUGCGGGCUUGGUGAAUCAUUUUCCUUGCUUGGUUGUUAGGGGUAUUUGUGAUUAUGCCGAUUCGCAUAAGAAUAAGGAGUGGCAGGGGUAUGCGGCUAUGACGGCGGCUUUGUAUGCGAAGGAGCUGUUGGGGAGGAUUGUGCCGCAGGUUGCUGCGCAGCAGGAGAAGAUUACGCAGGUGCUGAAGGGGGGUGAUACUUAUCACAAUAGUACUGUUAAUAAUUAUACGACGCAGGGGGAUAAUGUUCGGUUUGAUGGGAAUAAUUACGGGGUUCAGGUUGGGAUGAAUCAUGGCGACAUCACGAAUAAUCGCUAG